AUGAAUCGUGCUGGAAGUACACCGGAACCUGCCCCAUGGCUGACGGGUCUGCAGCAUACGGCUCUGCCAUCCUUGUCCCCAACCGCAACUUACCCAAGACCACCCACUGUCUUUGUACAGAAAGCACAAAGCAAAACCCAAGUCACCACGGCAGGUUCGAGUGAAGAUGGUGUCAAUGCAAUGAUGGGUGCUGUGGAAGAAGGGCGGCUAAACCAAGGCUUUUUCGGAAGCUCCAGCGCUGCUGGCUUUAUAAAGCAGAUCAAAACUGCCGUCGAUCAGAGAAUGUUAUCACCGAAUAUACAUUCAUCUGCUCCGGAAACAACUCUUCGCUCGAGUUUCUUGUCUGUGCCCAACGAAAAAUGUCUCUCAGAGGUUUCGAACUGUGUCUUUCCCCCGCGAAGGAUUGCUGACAAUUUGAUGAAUGUGUACUGGGACUAUGUUUUCCCUUUGUAUCCCUUUGUGGAUAGUGCUCAUAUGAAAGAAGAGUACGGAAAGAUCUGGCACGGAGAUACUUUGCAACGGGACGAACACAUGGCCAUGUGUACUUUCAAUGUCGUCUUCGCUCUUGCCUGUCAAUUGGCCGACUUUAUUCAACCUGAAGAACGAGAAUCUUGGGCCGAUGCAUAUUUCUCUCGCGCCAAGGAUCUUUUCCAGUUCAGUUUGUGGGACACGGGCUCUGCAGGGUUGAUACAAUGCCUGCUCCUAAUGGCACAGUACCUACAGAGUACAAACUCGGCGCAUCAAUGUUGGAUUGUGACCGGGCUGGCUAUUCGGAAUGCGCAAAGCCUAGGUCUGCACCUUCCUCAGACCAUUGCACAUCUACACAGCUUUCAGGACAAGCAACUAGCACGAAAGCUAUGGCAUGGAUGUGUUUUGAUGGAUCGCGUGAUAUCAAUGACAUUUGGCCGACCGGCAAUGGUAUCGAGAGUUUCCAGUGGAGCAGUCCCUUUGCCAGUGAAAGUGGAUGAUGAAUUCAUCAUCCCUAACAGUAUUGCGGAACCCUCUCAACCGGUGGAAAGGCCAUCUAUGAUGACCUUCUAUAUCAAAACUCUUGAGUUGUACGAGACUAUGAACGAUGUUCUUCUCAGUCUAUACAAACCAGCAGCAGAAGAUAGCCCAAACGAUAUUCAUGGAUUUUAUUUCAACACUACUGUCAGCGAGAUUGAGCGCACCAUCUUCGAUCUUGAUUGCUCCCUGGAUCGAUGGGCUCGAAACCUCCCGGCACAUCUUUGUGCGGGAUCGUCGAGUAGAUCUGACAGUCCAAUAUUCUUUCGACAAAGUGUCGUUUUACAAGCAAGAUUUCUCCAUGUACGAAUCUUGCUCUUUCGUCCCACGCUUUCCAAAUUUUGCGCCCUUCGUGACAACGCGGGAAUUCAUUCGUUAACUACCCGACACGACUCAUUUCCGCAUCGUGUUGCUUUACAAUGCUCCAUUAUCUGCGAAUCGAUCAAACUCAUUCAUGAUAACGUGCCUAUCGAUGGAACCGGAGGUCCGCUGCCAGCGUGGUGGUAUAAUAUUCUUUAUAUAUACACUGCUGCGACCGUUCUGAUUGCUGGUCGCUUAUGCUCGGCUAUAGUCUCCGAGGUCACGGAGGCUUCUAUUACACACUCAUGGGAAUGUGCUCUAGAAAUUCUCCGCAAAUACCAAAAAUAUAGCACGUCAGCUCGGCGCUGCGUAGCGGCCCUCGAAAUACUUUAUGAGAAGGUCGUUUCUGAUGGUCAGCCGCUUGCAGAUCAUGACUCCGCCCAGGGGUUCACGGCUCAUGUUCCAAGUACUCUCAACGAUUAUUCUUUUGGAGAAGGAGUGAACGCGACAAUGAUGGAGGGAUUUGAGCUGCUUGAUUUUCAAGAUAUGUCCUGGCUCAACAGUGUCCCAAGCAACCUUAUUUAG
This is a messenger RNA of Penicillium atrosanguineum, 1890 nucleotides long. RefSeq names its product transcription factor domain-containing protein. Lineage: Eukaryota; Fungi; Ascomycota; Eurotiomycetes; Eurotiales; Aspergillaceae. Gene Ontology annotation, cellular component: nucleus. The coding region runs from base 1 to 1890 and encodes 629 amino acids. The transcript is spliced from 5 exons. The record is from RefSeq and is a predicted model, not a curated record. Gene Ontology annotation, molecular function: RNA polymerase II cis-regulatory region sequence-specific DNA binding; DNA-binding transcription factor activity, RNA polymerase II-specific; zinc ion binding. Gene Ontology annotation, biological process: positive regulation of transcription from RNA polymerase II promoter by galactose; DNA-templated transcription.